CCGAACAUUGAUGAAAGCUAACAUACUAAACAUGAAGAUUUCAUGUUUAAACUUCCCUCAGUCUCACUACAAACAAAUGCACAAAUUCUGGUCAUUUUCUCCAUUUAUGUCUCAUAAAGUUGUUAAUGUAGCAAAUAUAUCACCAAACACAACUACCUACUACGAUGGAUGGUUCGAUCGUAUCGCAAUAAAUCAUCUUUCUCACAAUCUACAAGCUGUCGCAGGUGUUAAAAUAGAGAAGGAAGGUUAUGAUGGUUUGUUGAAGACCUGCAAAGUAGUGAGCUUGAAGUUUAAUACAGUGCAACAAUGUCAACUCUGCAUACAAGCUCUUGAAAGAUCCAUUCCUGCACAAUUUUUUCUUUUGUUAAAGACAUUGGUACCUCAAUCUAAGUUUACAAGAGAAUUUCUAGCCCUAUUCACUGGUUUGUUUUUUGCUUGGUUAGUAGGCCCUUCUCAGUUAAAGGAAUCAGAAUUCAAUGGAAGGCAGGAGAAGAAUGUGGUGCACAUACAGAAAUGCAGGUUUUUAGAAAGCUCAAAUUGUGUGGGAAUGUGCACUAAUCUCUGCAAAUUUCCAACUCAAAAAUUCAUCAAGAAUUAUCUGGGAAUGCCAGUGACUAUGGUCCCUAACUUUGAAGAUAUGAGUUGUGAUAUGGUGUUUGGUGUGGAACCACCUCCUCCGGACGAAGAUCCAGCUACUCUUCAACCUUGCUUUAAACUUUGCAAAAAUGGUAAAAGACACAGCCUUCGGAAGUGCUCUUGAUCCAUCCAUGACUUCAUGCCAAUUAUGCGACACGCAAGAAGGCGCACGCAAAUUGCAAAGGGCGUAUUCGAGAAUGUAAACUAAAAAUAUCUCCAACCAAAAAACGUGCAUUUGUACAUUAGACAACAUAGAUCAUAUAUUCAUAUUUAGAUUUUUCCCAAAAAAAAUACUAAAAAUUAAAUGAUGUAUUCUAAUUUUAU
This is a messenger RNA of Amaranthus tricolor (Joseph's coat), 960 nucleotides long. RefSeq names its product beta-carotene isomerase D27, chloroplastic. The transcript has 7 exons. Gene Ontology annotation, molecular function: iron ion binding. Lineage: Eukaryota; Viridiplantae; Streptophyta; Magnoliopsida; Caryophyllales; Amaranthaceae. Bases 11 to 760 code for a protein of 249 amino acids. The record is from RefSeq and is a predicted model, not a curated record.